GCGCGCAGAUUACAGAUACGCAGGGCGUUAAUAGAGUUUGAAGGGAUUUACACACGCUGUCCAGUCCAAUGCUGCGCGUUUUGGGGAUGACAUCAUUUGGAUCGCCUCACAUACCGGCUGAUCUCCUCCCUCCUCCAUCAAAGCCUUCACCUGCGCCUGUUUGACCGGACCGAAACGCUCGCACUCAUGUCCUUUCUGAUAGGAGCGCGCCAGCUCUGUCUUUCCAUCGCGUCUCCAUCAGCUCCACGCCCCUCUCCUCCUCCUCCUCGUCCUCUCCUCCUCCUCUUUCUCUCCUGUUUACCGUAGGUAAGAUUUGGCCUAUAAAUUCGUAGAGUCCGCAGAUCGCAGAGGAGAAUGGGGAAAGAGGAGGUGUAGGAGCAGAGAAGACAAGCCAAAUAGACGCGUAAAUACGCGCAGGGGGAACGCGGCUGUUUACGCGAGGAGAGGAUCAGAGAAGGAGGAGGAGGAGGUGAGGAGGAGGGGAAGGGGGGCGUGAAUAAAACCCAGAAUAGCGGAAAACUGGUUGUUUUUCCCUCAACUGCAGUGGAUGAAUUUGGCAGCGAUGGACGCCAGCUCUCAGCGCUGAGGGCUCCCAUUUUAUUGCACGUUCUGAUGCCUGACGCCCCUCAUGGCGCUCAUUCAUGAACCCAGAGCCCCUUCACCUUCUCUCUCCAACUUCAACACUCCCCUCUCUGACCCCCUGUCCUUCCGCCGGUUCGAUGCCGAAACACCCUGCACACCGGAAAUGGACCUCACCCCUACCCAGUGUGUCCUUCGUAACGUCCUGUCCAUAGACACCGGUGGUGCUGUCGAACCAAGGGGUGGAGGAGGUGGCAGAGGAGAGGGAAGGCACAGCCAGACGCCGAGCGAGGAACAACAGGAGCACUUUGCCAACAGUGUUCUGAAGCUCCAUGAGCACGACGGGGGUCCUGGAAAGACUGAGGGCGAGGGACAGGAGCUGGACAGCAUGGCUGUCCGCAGCCAGGCGGAUAACGCCAGGAUCCAGUGCCAGUCAAACGGAGGGGGAGGAGGCUUUUUGGAGGGGUUGUUUGGGUGUCUGAGGCCUGUCUGGACCAUGAUUGGCAAAGCUUACUCCACCGAGCACAAACAUGACCUGGAUGAAGCAUGGGAGGUCCCAUUUGAAGAGAUAUCAGACCUGCAGUGGGUGGGCAGCGGAGCCCAGGGUGCCGUGUUCCUCGGCAAACUGCAUGGCCAGGAAGUCGCUGUGAAGAAAGUGCGGAACAUCAAAGAGACAGACAUCAAGCACCUGCGCAAACUCAAACACCCCAACAUCAUCACAUUCAAGGGUAUCUGUACCCAAGCACCCUGUUACUGUAUCAUCAUGGAGUACUGCGCUCAGGGGCAGCUGUACGAGGUGCUGAGAGCAGGUAGAAAGAUCACCCCAUCCCUGCUCAUGGACUGGGCUAUGGGCAUCGCUGGAGGCAUGAACUAUCUUCACCUCCACAAGAUCAUCCACCGAGACCUCAAAUCACCCAACAUGCUGAUCACCUAUGAUGAUGCAGUGAAGAUAUCUGAUUUCGGGACAUCGAAAGAGCUCAGUGACAAGAGCACCAAGAUGUCCUUCGCCGGGACGGUGGCCUGGAUGGCUCCUGAAGUGAUCCGCAACGAGCCUGUGUCAGAGAAGGUUGAUAUUUGGUCAUUUGGCGUGGUGCUGUGGGAGAUGUUGACAGGAGAGGUACCCUAUAAGGAUGUGGACUCCUCAGCUAUCAUCUGGGGAGUGGGCAAUAACAGCUUGCAGCUGCCGGUGCCUGAUAGCUGCCCAGACAGCUUCAAAUUGCUCCUGAGGCAGUGCUGGAACAGCAAACCAAGAAAUCGACCUUCAUUCCGACAGAUUCUCCUGCAUUUGGACAUCGCCUCUGCAGACAUCUUAUCAACGCCACAAGAAACAUACUUCCAGUCACAGGCUGAGUGGAGGGACGAAGUGAGGCACCACUUUGAGAAGAUUAAAUCAGAGGGGACGUGUCUUCACAGGCUGGACGAGGAGCUGAUCAAACGACGCAGAGAAGAACUCAGACAUGCACUGGACAUUCGGGAGCACUAUGAGAGAAAACUGGAGCGAGCCAACAAUCUCUACAUGGAGCUGAAUGCCAUCAUGCUGCAACUGGAGAUCAAAGAGAAGGAGCUGCUCAAGAGAGAGCAGUCACUGGACAAAAAGUACCCAGGAUGCUUCAAACACCACAGUUCCAGACAGUCGACCUCCUCCAACUCGAUGGAGAAACUCAUGAAGAAACGCAACGUGCCUCAGAAACUUCUGUCACACAGCAAGAGGCCAGACUUGCUAAAGUCAGAAGUCAUCCUUCCUAAACUGGACUCAUCCGUGACCCAGGUCACGAUCCCCAACAAGGGUUCUACCUCCCCGGGACGCUCACGCAGAGGAAAGCCCCGCUACAGGAAAGCUGGCAAAGGCAGCAGUGGAGAUUUGGCUCAGCUGAAAGCCACACUCUCCUCUUCUUUAGCCAUGGUCAACACCACUUCCUCUGUUCCCAGCAGCAAGCAGCAUCUGGACCCCAGUGCGGCUCUCAGGGGGUUGCAGCAUGACCUGCUGCUGAAGAAGAUGUCCUCCUCCAGCCCUGAUCUUAUUUCAACAACCUUGGAGGCUGAAGGCCGGAAGAAGGGAGAGGUCAGGGCAGGAAUGGACAGAGCGGGCAGUCAAAGUGCCUCAGCUGGGCUGGGGGACGGCAGUAGGCCAGGAGAGUCGGAGGAGGCAUCGAUCGUGGGCGUGGUGGCUGAUGACCUCAUGGAAACUCCCCCGCGCAGCGACACGCCUAGCGAAGAUGCAGCAUCUAUUCCAUUCUCCAGCAGCCCUGACUCCCCGUGUGGCCGGGGAGCAGCUGCAGGGAGAGUGUCUGUGCUCGGGAACCAACGUGUCCCCCAUGAGGGCGAGGAGAAAGACGAGGGGACUGUGGUCACACGCUCACCCAGGAGUCAACGCCUCACACCUUCAGCUCUACUGUACCGGGCAGCUGUCACACGCAGUCAGAGACGUGGAGUCUCAUCAGAAGAAGAAGAAGGAGAAGUGGACAGCGAAGUGGAGUUGCCAAGGAGACGGCGUCCUGUAAGCAUGACCAAGUGCCAGUCACUGUCGACCUUCAGCUCAGAGAACUUAUCAGUGUCAGACGGUGAGGAAGGAAACACCACUGACCACUCCCACAGUGGCACGCCUGAUGUGGUCAGCACCAACACCGAUGAGCGUCUGGACGACAAGAGUGAUGACCUACUGUCUCAGGGCUCAGAGAUUCCUGCAGACCCAUCUGACCCAACCCAGCUGGGUUCUGAUGGGUUAUCAGAGAAGGAAGCUGUUCUUAGACAAGUCAAGACCCAGCUCACUACAAAUGACCUUAAUUAUGAGGGCCUGUACGAUGACUCCGACUGUGACAGUACUGAGCUGGAUCAUUCAGGAAGUGCAGAACCCAGUCAACCUGCAAACAACUGGUGAAAAGUCAACAUCUAUACAUGACAACUGCAGACAGAUUUGGCUUUGAAACAGACCUCCCAACCCCAACGCAGAGCCAAGAACACACUCCUGGUACAGAGGCAGGAAAUGACGUACAACCUAAGCAGGAGAAAAAUAUAAAGAAAGCUGAAGAAAAAAAACUGAACAUUUUCCUUUUGUUAAAAAACAACAACAAAAAACCAUUAGAAUGAAACUGAACUGGGACAAUGUGUCAUCCAUUUUCCUGUAAUGGGUGGCUUCACACAUUUAUCACGUGAGGCUACCCACAGAUGGCUCUGCGCUUCCAUGUGGAUUUGUAUUUUUAAUCUCCCACAUGGAGGCGGUCAUUUCACACAGUGUCAUUUCUGCAAAAUGUGUUUUGAUAAAAUUAUAUCAUGGCAUCUGUGGUUUAAAUUAUGAAUCUUUUUAAGACAACCAUUGAUAUUGCUUGCACUUAAUUUCCCAAAUCCUCGACAUUAUGCACUAUUUAUUUUUAUUUUUUUUACUGUGAAUUAUUUUGGUAUCUUAAAAACAAUCUUUGCAUUCUUUGUGUCAUUUAGUUUCCAUUGUUUUUAAAUUUACGUGUCAUGGACUGAGCUGCCGUUUUCUACUUCUGUUUUUAUAUCACUGUAAAUGUGUUGUAAAAUGAACAAAUUUUUAAUAUGUGAGAUUGUAUAAUUUAAUGGUGCUGAUCUUUCUAACUAGGUGGUCCUAUUCCAAGCCCGAACAAGCUUAUGGUAGUCGAUUGUACUGUAGCUGCUGUUUUAAUUGUGAGCAUCAGAACAGAGGUAAAAACUAAGCACCAAUUCUGUACAUCCUGCCAGGUUAAAAA
This is a messenger RNA of Thalassophryne amazonica, 4286 nucleotides long. Its product is annotated as mitogen-activated protein kinase kinase kinase 12-like. The transcript is spliced from 14 exons. Gene Ontology annotation, biological process: JNK cascade; protein autophosphorylation. Lineage: Eukaryota; Metazoa; Chordata; Actinopteri; Batrachoidiformes; Batrachoididae. Gene Ontology annotation, molecular function: ATP binding; JUN kinase kinase kinase activity. The record is from RefSeq and is a predicted model, not a curated record. The coding region runs from base 629 to 3457 and encodes 942 amino acids.